AUGCCAGUUUCGGCACCGCGGGCCCCGCCUCAACAGCAACACUCUUACUCCGAGUACUUAAUUCGUCAGCGCCAACAUUACAGCUGUCAGCCUCCCGAAAGAAAAGAGCACAAUUUCGAGCUGGCAACGCAGCAAACCAAUCCGCGUUUCUCUACGUUUGCUCCGUCUUCACUUUCACGAGAUCCAAUCCUCUACAAUUCCCAAAUCCCACCUACAUCCCACACACCUCAAAAGACGCUGUUCCAGAGCCUCCAACCGGUGCACAAAGGCGAACAUGUGCCUCUUGGUGAUUGGCUUAUUGCAGGUGGAUGGCCAGAGUCUGGCUCAAACUCAGCCUCUGCCUCCUUGUCAUGGUCAUCGGCGCGGUCGGAUGUCUACGCUGUCACAGAGCCCUCUGCGUGUCUUACUGGACCGAUCUGGCCCGAAGCGGAUGAUACGUAUCCAAUAACUCCUCCACGGCCCUCGAAGAAUGAACCGCAGAGUUUAGGAGGCCUAUCAGAAUGUGGGUUUGAGGAAGCUCUUCACUUCAAGUUUGGAGUUUUUAUUUAA
Messenger RNA from Protopolystoma xenopodis, 549 nucleotides. The record is from the annotation of a GenBank genome assembly. NCBI's taxonomy places the organism in Eukaryota, Metazoa, Platyhelminthes, Monogenea, Polystomatidea, Polystomatidae.